UUCUGAAAACCCUGUGGCGUCUUUGUUGCCGGGUCAAGAACAAUACCAUGUCCUCCUACACAAAGCCUAUGGUCAUGGUUCUACAACUUCUAUUCCUUAUUAGCCUCAUCUUAGCGACCUUUAAUAGUGGUGACGACCAUUUCAUGUACUCUGGCUUCUCUGGUGUCGAUCUUGUCAUCGAUGGUGCUACCACAGUAACACCAGGUGGCCUCCUUGAGCUCACCAAUGGAACAGUUCAACAGAAAGGCCAUGCUUUCUACCCAACUCCAUUGCGCUUUGUGAGGUCUCCAGGUGGAAUAGUGCAGUCCUUCUCCACUUCCUUCGUGUUUGCCAUUUUGUCUGUGUACACUGACCUCAGUGCCCACGGUAUGGCCUUUGUUAUCACACCAAGCAAAAACUUCUUAUCUGCGUUGCCUGAGCAGUACCUAGGACUCGCAAACAUCCAGAGCAAUGGCAACGCCAGUAACCACUUGUUUGCUAUUGAGUUUGACACCAUCCAAAACAAGGAGUUCAGUGAUAUUGAUGCCAACCAUGUCGGUGCGAACAUCAAUGGUCUAAGAUCACUGCGUUCCCACCACACUGGCUACUAUGCCGACGAGGAUGGUAACUUUCGCAACAUGAGUCUAUUUAGUCGUGAAGCUAUGCAUGUAUGGAUAGACUAUGAUCACAAACUCACAGACAUUAGUGUUACCGUGGCCCCUCUAAAGGUCACAAGACCUAUGAAGCCACUGUUCAGAGUCACCUACAACCUCACAGAAGUUCUUACAGAUGUUGCAUUUAUUGGUUUCUCCUCUGCGACUGGUACAAUCAAUGUGCGACAUUGCGUGCUUGGCUGGAGCUUCAGUAUGAACGGCCCUGCUCCUGCCAUUGACAUUGCUAGACUACCAAAACUGCCAAGAAUGGGUCCAAAGCCUCCAUCAAAAGUAUUGGACAUUGUUUUGCCAAUAACAACGUCUGCAUUCGUCCUUAUUGUGGGUACCAUUGUAUUCCUACUCAUUCGGAAGCAUAUGAGGUAUGCUGAGCUUCGGGAUGAUUGGGAGGUGGAGUUUGGACCACACCGAUUCACAUACAAGGAUUUGUACACUGCAACAGAAGGAUUCAAGGAAAAGAACUUGUUAGGAAUCGGAGGAUUUGGGAGAGUAUACAAAGGCAUCCUUCCAGUGUCUAAGCUGGAGGUUGCUGUGAAGAGAGUAUCACAUGAUUCAAAGCAGGGAAUGAAGGAGUUCAUUGCAGAGAUUGUUAGCAUAGGCCGCAUUCAACACCGCAAUCUUGUGCAACUGCAUGGUUAUUGCCGGCGAAGAGGUGAGUUAUUUUUGGUGUAUGAGUACAUGGCAAAUGGAAGUUUAGAUAAUUACUUAUACUGUAAAGAAGGGAAGCCCAUUCUAAGUUGGGGUAAUAGGUGGUGUAUCAUAAAGGGCAUUGCAUCUUGCUUGCUGUACCUUCAUGAAGAGUGGGAGAAAGUAGUCAUCCAUCGAGACAUCAAACCAAGUAAUGUCCUUCUGGAUAGUGAUAUGAACGGCCGGCUUGGUGACUUUGGACUUGCAAGGUUAUAUGACCAUGACACAGACCCGCAAACCACACAUGUGGUUGGAACAAUAGGAUACCUAGCUCCAGAGCUAGGACAUACUAGCAAGGCAACACCUCUUACAGAUGUAUUUGCUUUUGGCAUGUUUCUUCUCGAGGUCACAUGUGGGCAGAGACCUAUCAAUCAAAGCUCACGAGAUAGCCAAUGCAUGUUGGUUGAUUGGGUGCUGGAGCAGUGGAACAAUGGAUCUCUCCCUCUCACAGUGGAUAGCAGGCUUCAGGGGAACUACAAUGAUAAUGAGGCCUGUCUGUCCCUAAAGCUUGGACUGCUAUGCUCUCAUCCAUUCUGCAACGCAAGGCCAACCAUGCGACAUGUUAUGCAAUACCUCAAUGGGGACAUGCAAUUACCAGAUAUAAGACCAACGGAUCUAAGCUUUCACAUGAUGACCAUAAUGCAAAAUGAAGGUUUUGAGCACUACAAAAUCGGGUCCACAACAAGCAUAGACACAGCCUCUGCCAUUUCUGUUGGAAGAUGAGGUGCUUUGGGAUAUUGCUAGGCAUCUUUAGUAGGAACUAAUGCCAUGUUAUAGCAGUAGAAGUACAGCAAUAUGCAUGGACACUGUACAUUCCUUGUAUCAGAAUAUAUAUAUCUAGAGGUGUAACAUUGUAAAAAA
Panicum hallii is the source of this 2198-nucleotide messenger RNA. Its product is annotated as L-type lectin-domain containing receptor kinase IV.2-like. The coding region runs from base 48 to 2060 and encodes 670 amino acids. Gene Ontology annotation, molecular function: protein kinase activity; carbohydrate binding; ATP binding. The transcript has a single exon. Gene Ontology annotation, biological process: protein phosphorylation. The record is from RefSeq and is a predicted model, not a curated record. Gene Ontology annotation, cellular component: plasma membrane. NCBI's taxonomy places the organism in Eukaryota, Viridiplantae, Streptophyta, Magnoliopsida, Poales, Poaceae.